Molecule: messenger RNA, 1448 nt
Organism: Caenorhabditis elegans
Lineage: Eukaryota; Metazoa; Nematoda; Chromadorea; Rhabditida; Rhabditidae
Gene: dhs-6
Product: Hydroxysteroid dehydrogenase-like protein 2
Exons: 6
Coding region: 40-1296 (418 amino acids)
Cellular component (GO): peroxisome; mitochondrion; cytoplasm
Source: RefSeq, marked reviewed
AUUCUACAGUAAUCCUUUGAAGACAGUGUCAAUAAUAAAAUGUUCAACACUGGAAAAUUUGUCGGGCGAACAGUUCUGAUUACUGGCGCUUCUCGAGGAAUUGGAAAGGAAAUCGCACUGAAAUUGGCAAAAGAUGGUGCAAAUAUUGUGGUGGCAGCAAAGACAGCCACAGCUCAUCCAAAACUUCCUGGAACCAUUUACUCUGCUGCUGAAGAGAUUGAGAAGGCCGGAGGAAAAGCCCUUCCAUGCAUCGUCGAUGUUCGAGAUGAAGCUUCUGUGAAAGCAUCAGUUGAAGAAGCUGUAAAAAAGUUCGGAGGAAUUGAUAUCCUUAUCAACAAUGCUUCAGCAAUUUCACUUACCGACACAGAAAAUACUGAAAUGAAGCGCUACGACUUGAUGCACUCGAUCAAUACACGUGGAACAUUCCUCAUGACAAAAACUUGUUUGCCAUAUCUGAAAUCUGGAAAGAAUCCGCACGUUCUGAACAUUUCACCUCCACUUUUGAUGGAGACUCGCUGGUUUGCUAAUCAUGUUGCCUAUACAAUGGCCAAGUAUGGAAUGUCGAUGUGUGUUCUCGGGCAGCAUGAAGAAUUCAGACCACAUGGUAUUGCUGUGAACGCUCUAUGGCCACUGACCGCAAUUUGGACUGCUGCAAUGGAAAUGCUUUCUGACAAAGGAGGAGAAGCUGGAAGCCGUAAACCAUCAAUUAUGGCUGAUGCAGCAUAUGCAGUUCUAUCCAAAAACUCCAAGGAUUUUACUGGAAAUUUCUGCAUUGAUGAAGAUAUUCUGAAAGCUGAAGGAGUUACUGAUUUUGAUAGAUAUGCAUGUGUGCCAGAUGCUCCAUUGAUGCCCGAUUUCUUUAUUCCUGCAGGAACUUACGAUCACAAGUUCUCAUCUGGAGCACAGAUCGGAAAAAAGAAUAAGACUCACGAAGCCGGAGUUGUUGAAGAAGAGAUCAAACAGAUAUUCACAUCUGCAAAGCGCCUGCUUAAUGCUGAUAUUGUAAAGAAAACUGGAUUCGUGUAUGAAUUCUUGUUAAAAGACCCAACUACAAAAAGCGAGAGAAUCAUUACUUUGGACUUGAAAAACGGAGAAGGAGCACUGACAGAUAAGAAGGCUUCAGGCAAAGCUGAUGUUAAAUUCACACUUGCUCCAGAACAUUUCGCUCCACUCUUCACUGGAAAACUCCGUCCGACGACUGCUCUGAUGACAAAGAAGCUCCAAAUCUCCGGUGAUAUGCCAGGAGCAAUGAAAUUGGAGAGCCUUCUCCGCAAGUUCACCGAAGGAAAACUGUGAAUAACUGAUGCAUUUUGUAGAAUAAAUUGAAAACUUUGGAGUAUUUUUUUAUUUUUGAAUUGGUUUUUUUGUAUAUUUCUUGUAAACAUGAUAAUUUUAUUUGUAAAUUAAUUUUUAGAUAUGAUCUUUUGAAUGAAUUUUCAAAGUUUGAA